UUACCUCGAUUAUAUUUUCAAUUUUUUUUUUAGUUUACUAUCAAGUGAUUAUGUAUCUUAUUUACCACAUUGUUUAUUUGUCAACAAAAAUAUGAUGAUAAAAAAACAAAAGUGAACAAAAGUUUUAGUGAGAUGUUUUAUUUUUAUUUAGUAUGCUGAACAUGCCAUCUGCAUUUUAUAUCAACUUCCUUUGACUAUAUAUAUUGCUUUUCUAAUAACAAUUAAUACAUUUCUGAAGUCUAUAAGUAAUCAUUCGUUGAAACUAGUCUGCAUGUAGACAGAUAAGUUAUAACGUAAUAUAUAAAUAUAUAUGUAGUCAUAAGUCCGAGAGUACAAAGAAGCAAAAGAAGAUAUUAAAUAAAAUGAAAAUUUAUUUAAAUAAUGAGUUAUUGUAUUAUCAGAAUCUCCUCGUGACUGAAUAUGUUAAGCAAUGUUCUAAAAGUGAUCCUCAGUUAAAAAAAUGUCUUAUUGAUGCUCUACAUCAUCUUCGGCCAUAUCUAAAGACCGGUAUACCUGAAAUUGAAUUACCUUCGGUUGAACCCUUUUUGAUGGACGAACUGACGCUAUCGUUAACAGGUGGUUCUAACGGAUAUAGGGUUCGACUAACGGAUUUAUUUGUUAGGGGAGCAAGUAACUUCACGGUUGAAGAUAUUAAACUUGGAUCUCCUUUUUAUGCGACGAUAAAAAUGCCUGUGUUAUCAUUAGCUGCUCAAUAUUCCAGUUCAGGUGUACUGUUUAUACUUCCGGCAAGUAGUAAUGGAACCUAUUCAGCAAAAUUCGAUCAAGUUAAAGUCUUUGUAAAAGGUACUGUGUCGACCUCUGUAAAAAAUGAUAAGAAUUAUCUUCACGUUGAUUCACUGGAUGUUCAAUUAGUUGUAAAAAAUGUUUUUAUGAGAGUUCAAAAAAAUACUAGCCUUAGCCGCAUAAUUAGUGAGGCAACAAAUAUAUUUCUUCGUGAUAAUGGACAGGAAGUACUGAAGGCAAUGGAUCCGCAACUUAAAAGAAAAUUGUCGGUAUUGUUCUCGGGAAUUGUUAAUCAAUUACUGCGUCAUGUACCAAUUGAAACUUUUCUUGUAUCAUAAUUUAAUGCUUUAAUGAAUUCUUCAUCGUUAGUAAUUACUUGUUAUUUGUUGUUGUAAUUAUUAUUAUGUUUAUAAGAUUUACAUUUUAUGUAAAAAAAAUGCACUUAAGUAUUUCAUAAAAAAUUAAUAAUAAACUAUUUUUAUCAAUAAAAUGACAUUGAAUUAAAUUAUUCAAAAUUUUUUCCACAACAAAAAAAGUGGUUUAACAUAAAUAACCAAUGGUUUAUUUGUUUGAAUAUAUACACAAAGAGGUAUUUUAGCAAUAAAAUAGUAAUAAAUGAUUAGCAAAGUGAGCGGAACUUUCCAUUCACAAUCUUAAAUCAUUAUAAUAAAAACUAAAACUUAAUAAUGGACACUUUCUAAAUCUUAGAAUAGCGUUAACAACAUUGUAACAACAACAAAAACUUCGUUCUUCUUAAAAUUCAUCCUUGACAUUAUUUUUUCAUUUCUUCCGCCAGCGCAACAAACAACCACUAAAUAUAAUGCAUUUUAAAAAAAUUAUAAUUGUGAAAUUUUUAUGUGUUUAAGAAAUUACUAUUAAUUUUUUUUCCCUAAUUUUAACAGAAUUUAAAAAAAAAAAAUUA
This is a messenger RNA of Microplitis mediator, 1666 nucleotides long. RefSeq lists its product as uncharacterized. The transcript is spliced from 8 exons. The record is from RefSeq and is a predicted model, not a curated record. Bases 363 to 1082 code for a protein of 239 amino acids. NCBI's taxonomy places the organism in Eukaryota, Metazoa, Arthropoda, Insecta, Hymenoptera, Braconidae.